Saccostrea cuccullata (small rock oyster) is the source of this 1316-nucleotide messenger RNA. RefSeq lists its product as uncharacterized. NCBI's taxonomy places the organism in Eukaryota, Metazoa, Mollusca, Bivalvia, Ostreida, Ostreidae. The coding region runs from base 16 to 882 and encodes 288 amino acids. The record is from RefSeq and is a predicted model, not a curated record. The transcript is spliced from 3 exons.
UUUCUUUUAUUACAGAUGCUAACAGUUGCUAAACUGAGAGAGAGCAAGGGAAACAAACCGUACUCGCAACCCCUUAAGGUGAAAGUGUGUGGAGUUGGUACUAUUCAAAGGUAUCAAACAGACAAUGGAGAAAAAAAGGAAUGUGCCACAGUUGGACUAGCUGAUUCAACAGAUGCCAUGAAGGGCACUGUAUAUGACACCACGAAACUCAAAUCCCUGAAUGCAGACAACACCGUGAUUCUGAUGAAUUACAUCUACAAGAAUGAAAAUGAACCAACAGUCAUUAUUACCAAAAACACAAAAGUCAUGAAAACAGGAGCCAUGGAGGUUCCACAUGCAACUAUGGAGAAAGGUGCGAGGAUUGCAAAUCCACCACCUGCUAUGACUCGACCCAUUAAGGACAUCAAGACAUUACCUGUGAAGUCCCUGGUCUCUGUCAAGGGCAGAAUUGUGUCUGAGGAUAUGACCAAAACCGUGAAGGUGAAGGGAGUAGAUGUCUGUGUAAAGAGUGUCUCUCUCAAAGACGACACUGACAGUAUUAAAGUUUCCCUGUGGAGGGACUUGAGUGACUCAUCCAUUGUUGGGAAAUACUUGUCAAUAACCAAUGUUGUUGUGACCAACUUCAAUGAAGAGAUCUCUGUUUCAACGACUUCUAAGAGUGUUCUUGAAGAAUGUGAGCCGCCAGUAGUAAAAGUUCAGGGAUCCGUCAUUGGAUUUCAUAAAGCAGAACUCCACAUCUCCCUCCUCAUGAAUGUAAAGGAUGACUACCUAACUUAUGAUGUACCUCUUGAAAUGAUGUCCAAAGCAUUAGAUUGCACUCUCGAAAACUUGGAGAGCGAGAUUGAAAAGAAACUUCCACUCCAGUGCUCUUUUGUAUUCUAAGACUCGACAAUGGAAAAGAUCAUCUCCGUCGGCAAAUCCAAAUAAAUGUGCUCUCUGUCCUGUCCAUAUAGAUCUUCCUUUCCAAAACCCUGUGAAGUUUCCUGACAUUUCUGUAUUCUUGCUUUUCAUUUGUAACUUGUACUGCAGUUAACAAGGAAGUUCAUUUGAUUAAAGGUUGGGGUGGAGGUAUUUACCAGACACAUAACUUUCUUCAAAACAGUUUCCAGCCGAAGAAUUGCUUUCAAGUGGAAUUCAUUUAGUUUUAUAAUGAAGUUGUUUACCCCAUUAUUCCCCUUGUAUUUUUAACUGUUUUUAUUUUACAACAGAUUUAUUAGUGAUUUUUAAACUUGAGUAGAAUUGGGAUUUUUCACUGAACAAUUCAAAAUGCAUGAUGUACAUGUAUAUAGACUGUUCACAUUACAACCUAACUUGUA